Molecule: messenger RNA, 2228 nt
Organism: Bombyx mori (domestic silkworm)
Lineage: Eukaryota; Metazoa; Arthropoda; Insecta; Lepidoptera; Bombycidae
Product: GILT-like protein 1
Exons: 5
Coding region: 63-827 (254 amino acids)
Molecular function (GO): oxidoreductase activity, acting on a sulfur group of donors, disulfide as acceptor
Source: RefSeq, a predicted model, not a curated record
CUCCUUAUUACGAAAAUAUGAUAAAGCAUUCAGUUGUAGUACUGGAGUGUACCUAAUAAGAAAUGUCUGCUAUUCAUAUUUACUUAGUUAUUUUUUGCGUGAUAAAUUUUACAACCGGUCGUCACAAAUUAACGCUGCACCGUGGGCAUGCUAUUACUGAACAUAAAGCUAUAGCAGAUAGAAAUAUUUCAUUGAUACAGACAAGGGAAAAUAAUAGAUUGAACGGCGAAGGGAUACGGAAAAGUAAAGAAAAAGUUUCCAUCACAGUGUAUUACGAAACUCUAUGCCCAGCAAGCAUUAGGCUAUUUGUAAGACAACUGAAGCCAGCUGUUGAGAAAUUGUCGUCUCAUUUGGAUGUACAACUUGUACCAUAUGGAUUUGCCUUGACUUACAACAUCGGUGGCUACUACAUGUUUACAUGCCAGCACGGACCGGACGAGUGUUACGGGAACAAGAUGCACGCCUGUGUCGUGGACACAUUACGGAAUAGCACGAAGGCGGUUUUGUUCAACACCUGUCUCAUGCAGUAUUCCGUCCGCGAUCGAUACGGCUUCAAUCUCCUGUCUGUAAUACACUGGUGCGGUUAUAAACUCAAAGUUCUCGUAAGCCGUAUAUUGGAUUGCGUGAACUCUAAACGAGGGUCUGUGAUAUUGAAAAACUACGGCGAUCAAACUCAGAUGUUGAUGCUCAAAUAUGUACCUUAUAUAUUAAUCGACAACUCCGCUGAGAAACAGAACGAUGCGAUGGUUAAUUUGAUCUCCACAGUAUGUAAGAUUCUGGUGCCUACCCCACAAGUCUGUAAUAAAACUGUAACGAGGUACCACUGACGAAGAAGCUGCAACAGUUCGUGUGAAAAUGGUCAUAUAUUUUUAAUAUUCCUGUUUUUAAUUUUAAUUUAAUUUAUUUAAAUAAGUAAUACCACAUCACAAACAUCUAACAUUGAAAAUAAAUUUAAACUAUUUAAUUUAUGGCCUGAUGCAUGUGACAACAAUGGCGUACAUAGCAUUGGCAAUUCAUCGGCUCGAAAAUGGAAUACAAUAAUAAUAAUAAUAAAAAAACAAUACUAUUUGUUGAAAUAUUAAUAAAAAUGUCUAAAAAUGUCAUGUCAUAUCGAAAAGAAGAAAUGUUAAUACAAUGUCAAGCAACAACAAGUCAGUUAUAGAACAACAAAUGAUCCAACUGUACGAUGAUAUUAUGAAGCAUAUUGGGUAGAAAUUAGGGACGGGGCAUCUGAGCAAUCACUUGAAUGUUUCUUUUGCAUUCAUGAGUAACGUGACUAAAAGAAAACGGUCUUAGGCGCCGUACAAGAUAUAUAAAAUGUUGAUUAACGAUUACAAAUUAUAAAAAAGUAGUGCCAACAAGAAAAUAAGUAGCUUUUUCUUUUUGUCUAAGAAUAAAAUCCUAUCACAUAAUAAAGUCAAUGGCAGAUUUAUAAUAAAAAAUUUACUUAGAUGUAUCUAAAAUGUAUUUAAAAAUUUAUUAAAUGUAUUUGUCAAAUUUUUCUCUACUUAGUGGGUAUGCCAUUGGUGGGUAGCCUCCAAUGUUUCUAUUGGAAAUAUUCAGCCCCAUUUUCAACCACUGGCGCUUAUGUUUUUGUGAAACUAAUUGUGUAGAUGUACUUCGCAUUACAAUAUAAUAAUGUUCCCGGUACCAUCGAGCUGAUGUAAUGGUGAACCUGGAAUGUGGAUGAUGGGACCCUUGAAUUAACACUUACACAAUACGUGUUUUUUAACUUAAUUGUACUACCUACUAAUUAUUUAUUAAGUUAUCGAAAAAAAGCAUAUUUUUUCAAAUAAACAUAAAAUAAUGUAACAGAUUGAUUUAAGCUUUAUGGAUUAUUAAAGGAUGUAGGAUUCAUUUAAUCCUACUAAUUCAACAUAAGAGUCCAAGACAACAAAAACGUGUCGUGCAAUGCACAAUUUAACGAAAAUUGUGAGCGGUGAAGCUAAAAUCCUAAGCGAUCGGGGCGCUAUUGUUCUGUCUUGUAGCCAGACAACAAAGUCGACGGUGUCCAAAACGAGGGAAUUCUCGACUUCGUCCGCCGCGUCGCACGUGAAUACUUUCCCACACGUCUCCUUAAGGAACACUGCCAAACUACACAUGUAUUGUUGUGGAUCUCACGAUAGAACUUUACUUACUAAUAUAGAGCUGUACUUAAUUAGAAUUGUAGCUAUAGCAAAGUGCGUUAGCUAAUGGAACUAGGAAAUGAAGAAAAUUAUGAUAUUUAA